Fonsecaea nubica is the source of this 1146-nucleotide messenger RNA. RefSeq lists its product as hypothetical. The record is from RefSeq and is a predicted model, not a curated record. The transcript is spliced from 5 exons. Gene Ontology annotation, molecular function: O-methyltransferase activity. The coding region runs from base 1 to 1146 and encodes 381 amino acids. Lineage: Eukaryota; Fungi; Ascomycota; Eurotiomycetes; Chaetothyriales; Herpotrichiellaceae.
AUGGAAGCCAUAGUCGAACAUAUACAGUCACUAGCAAAAGGGGCGAACGACGCUGAGAAACCUCACAUCGUCGAUGCGCUCCAGCGGCUCCAACAUGAGCUGGAGUCGCCAAUGGAUGUUCUUAUGAAGAUGUUCAACGCACAAAUCUCCCUCUCGGUUACCUAUGUUGCAGUCGAGCUUGGUCUCUUCCAGGAGUUGGUCAAACACGCUUCGACUGUCAGCGGGGCUCGGUUGACCGCGAAUAUCAAAGCAUCCGCGGAGUUGGUUGAGCGUCUCCUCCGAUAUUUGGCAUCUGUAGGCUUUCUCGACAAUCCAGAAUCGGCAGAGUAUCGACCCAACAAAAUCACUCAUUUCCUGGCCAGUCCCGUUGCCGCUGCUGGUGUUCGCCAUGCUCUGGACACUUGUGGUCCUGCGAUUCAAGCACUUCCUGCUUUCCUGGCUGAAAGACAGUACCAGGACAUCACCGAAAACAAAUGCACACCUUUCCAGAAAGGGCACAAAACGAACCUUGGGGCCUUUGAAUGGCUGGCUGAGCAUCCUGAGAACUUUCUUGCCCUUCAGCAGAUCAUGACCGCCAUUCAGUCCGCCGCUUGGCUCAGGGACAUAGAUGUGCUGAACUCAGCUGCCCUCGACGUCACGGCAGGCUCAGAGAGGCCUUUCUUUGUCGAUCUCGGAGGAGGACAUGGCCACCAGUGCAAGCAGCUGCUCAAUAAGUAUCCCAAUUUGGGUGGAAGUGUUAUUCUGGAGGAUCUUCCUCAGACGGUUGACAAGUUGCCUCCAAUUGACGGGGUCAAAGUGAUUGGGCAAGAUUUCUUCGAGAGACAGGCAGUUCAAGGCGCUAGGUUCUAUUAUCUUCGUCGCAUCAUGCACGAUUGGCCUGAUGCCGAGUGUCUCAAGAUCCUGUCCCAGCUCUCCGAAGCGAUGGCGAGCGACUCACUCAUCUUGAUCGACGAGAUCGUCCUUCCCGACGCCAACGUCCCCUGGCAGGCUGCCAUGCAAGAUGUCUCAAUGAAUAUCCUUUUCGCCGGCAAGGAGAGAACCAAUAGUGAAUGGGCCAAUUUGAUCGCCAGUUCCGGCCUGAAAAAGAGGGAUAUUGUGACCUACAAUCACUCGGCGUGUAGUUCCGUGAUUGUCCUAGGAAAAUGA